Messenger RNA from Babesia bovis T2Bo, 409 nucleotides. Its product is annotated as putative integral membrane protein. Bases 7 to 393 code for a protein of 128 amino acids. The transcript has 6 exons. The record is from RefSeq and is a predicted model, not a curated record. NCBI's taxonomy places the organism in Eukaryota, Apicomplexa, Aconoidasida, Piroplasmida, Babesiidae.
AACACGAUGAUAAGGGCCUUUUGUGGCGUCAUGAGCACAUUAAUAUCCACUUUGUUUGUAUGUGUAUGCGUUGUGUACGUGCCAUUGUUAUUUUGCGCUGUUGAUGGCGCGACGUUGUCUGCUAUACCGCUAUCACCCCGCUUUACUGAAUCCCGUGGUAUUGGUGUUGACGAGCGAGUUGAGCCAUAUCCUACAAUUCGUGUGUACGCGUAUACUCCUCGUGGCACCUUCAACCCUUCGUCACCUUCCUAUAGCAAGCGUUUAACUCGUGUUUUGGAGUCUGAAGCGUAUAGAUCAGGGUCAUUGGGUAUUAAAGGCUUACACUCUCGCCUAUUACAGCUUCAGCAUCGUCAAUUAGGUCGUAUCAUAGAUGCAUCAGAAAAGCACGGUUGAAGCAGUCUUUGGCACG